This is a messenger RNA of Galendromus occidentalis (western predatory mite), 1492 nucleotides long. RefSeq names its product 4-coumarate--CoA ligase 1-like. Gene Ontology annotation, molecular function: CoA-ligase activity. The record is from RefSeq and is a predicted model, not a curated record. NCBI's taxonomy places the organism in Eukaryota, Metazoa, Arthropoda, Arachnida, Mesostigmata, Phytoseiidae.
CAUGUUCGGCGACUACUUCGAGAGGACAUUCGGCGAGAACUCUGAAAAAGUCGCUUUCGUCAACACGGAAACGGCGGAAGAGCUCAACUACGGUGAAGUGCUCCGUGUCGCCAAGAGCCUCGCCGCCGGGCUCCAGCGGCGGGGAGUCAAGCCCCAUGAUAAUGUGGUUCUGUGUGCGAUGACUGGUUUCAAAGCCUGUUGCUACAUCCUGGGACUCGUAUUCUGUCAGGCUACAAUUGUCGCUACGAAGCAUUUCUAUUCCGUGUAUGAACUAAAAGAAGUUCUGAAGAACUUCCCAGAAUUAAAACUCAUUAUCGGUGACAACGCGUCGGUCGCGAAACUGCGGGAGGCUUCAAGCGUCGAGGUCGUCAAUCUCGAAGAAGAAGAGUGGGAUUCGGACCGCGCCGCUGAAUUCAAGCACCCCGGGGUAGCCGAUCCGAAAUCAUCCGUUCUCUUGAUGUGUUUGACCUCGGGUUCGACCGGACCCUCGAAAGCGGUCCGCCUGAGCCAUUAUAACAUGAUGGCCCACGCGAAACAGUGGUCGAAGGGCUUGGAGCGCUAUUUCAUGUGCAACCCAAUCUCGCACCUCAGUGGCGGUGUCUGCUUCCUCAUCGUUCUGACCGAAGCUCAGACGAUAUUCUUGGCCUCGGAAAAAGUUAGAGACAACAUCGAGGAGUAUUUGGAUAUUUGUUCCGUAUUCAAGAUACGGACAGCUCUCACCAUGCCCGUUCUGCUCGCUCGCUUAACGGCGUACGGACCCACCAACAAGCUCGCCAGCGUCAGACGAUUCUCGACAGGAGGGUCCGCUAUCCCCCAGGCCCUGAUCGACAAGUUCCGUUCAAUUCAUCCCCACAUAACGAUGGAAGUGAUCUACGGAUCGACGGAAGCGGGACUGAUUCUGACCUCGAUGGAUCAAGACGAAAUGCGAGCGUUGGCUGUGGUUCCGAACGUUGAAGUCAAGAUUGUGGACCUUAAGACAAAAACCCUGGGUCCCAAUCAGAACGGAGAGCUCUACUGCAAGGCACCUCGGAGGCUCGUGGGAUACUACUACAAUGAAGAAGCCACGGCAGAAGCCUUCAAAGAUGGUUGGCAAUUGACCGGAGAUUUAGCUUAUAGAGAUGAUGAGGGUCGUAUAGUGAUCGUGGAUCGCCUAAAGCAGAUGAUCAAAUGCAUGGAUUCACAAGUUGCUCCGGCGGAUCUCGAAGCUCUUCUGAGUAGAGAUGAGGACGUAUCCGAGGUCGUUGUCGGUGGCGUUCCUCACGAAAAGUUCGGUGAGGCUGCUGUAGCGUUCGUGGUUCCGAAGAGGGUCUCGGAUCUCCAACAACUCCGCGCAAAGUUGAUCGAGGAAGUAGAAUCCAAGUGUGCUCUGUACAAGCACUUACACGGAGGAUUGUUCUUCGUGGCGAGGAUUCCAGAAACUGAUAACGGAAAGUUCUCGAGGAAAGAUAUCGUUGCGCAACAUCUCAAUAAGCAGAUAGAAUAUCUCGGGUAG